Durusdinium trenchii is the source of this 273-nucleotide messenger RNA. The record is from the annotation of a GenBank genome assembly. NCBI's taxonomy places the organism in Eukaryota, Dinophyceae, Suessiales, Symbiodiniaceae.
AUGGCGAGACUUCUGGGCUUCGGUUUGGCCCUGGUGGUCGCUGGAACGGCUUGGACGGCUUUCUGCGGUUGGGCCACCUCUGGCCUUUCCUCGCGGAGUGGGACGGCUCUGUGGGCACAGCCCAACUUCGGAGAUAUUUUGGGAUCUGUGGGCAAAGUGGGUGAAGCGAUGAAGAAGAUGCCCGAAGAGCUACAGAAACGUCUCCGCGAAACGCCCUCCACGGGCUCUGCGCUUGGGGGAAAGGUCAAAGUGACUUUGAGUGGCUUGGCCUAA